GUUUAUUUACAGCGGCACGAUGAUGGACUUUUUCAUAGCCAACAAUCACUUGGAGAAACCCAAGGAGGAGGAACCUGCGCCCGAACCGGAAACCACCGGCUUCCACGACCUUCCGAUGGAGCUGCUGUUGAAGAUCAUGAAGAUGGUCAGCUUGGACGAUCGCGUCGCCGCCGGGCAGACCUGUCGCCGAUGGUUGGAGGCGUCGCACUACUACACCCCGUUCAACGAGAAGCUGGUGUUUCGCUUCUCGAACAUUAACUUUUGCGACAAUGAGCCACCGAUCAAGAACUUUAUACAGGCGUUCCGCAUCUUUCCGAGGAUCGAGUUGAGCUCGGUGACGUUCUACGGGAACAGUGACUUUUGGCCGGAUUUUGGGGAGUUUGUGCUCGAGUUGAGCUUCCGGAACUGCCUAAUUCGGGACACGGAGUUGGCGUGGGCGUUGCAGCACGUGCCAAACCUGCGCAAGCUGCGGAUCGAGUCGUGCGAUGAGCUGUUCCGGAUGUGGCAGUUCGACAAACAGUUCCACUGCUGUCAGUCGAACUUUGUGUUGGAGAAGCUGUUGGAUGUCUCGGUGGCGAAUAACGACUUUAUGGAUGAGAAACACUUCAACUGGAUCAUGACGAUCGCGCCGAACAUGGCCCAUCUCGACAUUUCCAACUGUUUCAAGAUGGUUACAGCGGUACGGAGAGUCGCGAUGGUUGAGCACAUCAUGCGGUUCAUCAACAAUCGUAGGUUUCAGCUGGAAACGCUCAAGUUUAGUGGUACCUUGUCGAUCGACGACAUCUGCUUGAGCACGUUGGCCAUGCUGGACGGACUAUGUCUGGAGAGCCUCAGCCUGACGUUCUGCGACAAAAUACCCCCGGCGAUCAUCGAUCUGCUGAGACGGCAACCCGAGCUGAAGAUAACCCCCGCCCUGCAAUUCAAAGUUGGUAAAGUGAAGAAAACCAUCCAAACGCCCGGCUUCAUCAGCUUCCUCACCAGUCAACCCAACCUGGUCCACCUCGAUCUUUCCUCUUCCCUCGGAGUGACCGACGAAGUCAUGGAACUUAUCACUACCACCCUAACGAAGCUAAAAACGCUCAAACUACGCCGCUGUAUUCUCAUCACCGACGAGGGGAUCAUGGAAAUUGUCAAGCUAGAACGCCUCGAAGUUCUUGACCUGUCCAACUGCGAACGAAUCUCCGACCGGGCCAUGUUCAACGGCGUGAUCGGUCGCAGAAUGAAGAAUCUCCAAGAACUUUACCUGUGUGAACUGCCCAGCCUAAGUGACUACUCGCUCAUCCAGGUUACGCUCAACUUUGACAAAAUUCAAAUCCUUGAUCUCAGCAGUUCUCCGAACGCCGCGACGGACGCCACCCUGCAGUACAUCAACUUCUACCUGCUACACCUGCGCAAGCUGAUUCUGUACUGUUGCACGAAGGUGACGGACGCUGGCCUGACGGGAAUCGACCUGCCGUACAACCCGCUCGAGAUAUGGGACAUUUCCGAGUCGUUCGCGAUCGAUCGCAUCUUCAAGCUACGCACGCUGGUCCUCACCGGGUGCUACAAGAUCACCGAUCUUGCCCUGCAGAAAGGGUUCAGCUUUGGCGAGCUGAAGGAACUGCACCUGGCGCGGUGCUCGAUGCUCACCGAGGCCGGCAUCGAGGCGCUCGUCACCAACAACAAGUCCAUCGAGUACCUGGACCUCAGCGAGUGCCCCAACGUGAACGACCACUGCAUCGACCUGAUAACGGCCAAUCUGAAGCGGCUCAAAACGCUCAAGGUCAACAAGUGCCCCAUGCUGACGGACGACAGUCUGUACUUUGUCAGCGUCAACUGCCACUACCUGAAGCACAUUUCGCUAGCCGGAUGCUUCAAGCUGAACCGGGUCGAGGAGCGGCUACAGGCGGCGAUCCCCACGCUCAAGACGAUCAACAACAAGUAGUCGUAGUAGGCGUCUUGCUCUUUUUUUGUUUUUGUGAUGUCCUAUGAAUAGAAGUUUCUAAAUAUAACCCC
Culex quinquefasciatus (southern house mosquito) is the source of this 1995-nucleotide messenger RNA. Its product is annotated as dynein regulatory complex subunit 6. Gene Ontology annotation, molecular function: protein binding. NCBI's taxonomy places the organism in Eukaryota, Metazoa, Arthropoda, Insecta, Diptera, Culicidae. The transcript has 4 exons. Gene Ontology annotation, cellular component: SCF ubiquitin ligase complex. The record is from RefSeq and is a predicted model, not a curated record. Gene Ontology annotation, biological process: SCF-dependent proteasomal ubiquitin-dependent protein catabolic process. The coding region runs from base 20 to 1924 and encodes 634 amino acids.